Daldinia childiae is the source of this 441-nucleotide messenger RNA. RefSeq lists its product as uncharacterized. The transcript is spliced from 2 exons. Lineage: Eukaryota; Fungi; Ascomycota; Sordariomycetes; Xylariales; Hypoxylaceae. The coding region runs from base 1 to 441 and encodes 146 amino acids. The record is from RefSeq and is a predicted model, not a curated record.
AUGUUCCGUUCCAUGUUCGUAGCAUCCUCUACCGCGGCUCUAGUAGGUCUAGCAGCCGCCGCCGCAACCGGUAUCUUCACCGGCAGUGGUAGCAUCGGCUUUCUUCUCGGGUCCUGCGCGGGCUUCGUCGGCGGCUCGCUGCACUACUACCGGAUGUGUCUAGCACAAGCGCUCUCCUCGCUCGACGAGCACCCGCGCCUCAUGCAGUUGCACUUAGCUUACAAUUUCCCGUGGCUAGGCUACCAGCACUUACGCCAGAGCCAACUGCGGUCUAAGGAGUGGACUCGGACGUCCUAUGCACGCCAGGGAAACCUGAUCGCGGCUUGGUUGAGCGCUUCGGACGCUUUGGACGAGAUACACGAUAGAAAGACGGCCUUGAUUCUGGAGGCUAUUAUUCGCCAGGAGACGGCUAAGGGAUUGAUCGAAGAUAAAGAAGAAUAA